Messenger RNA from Aedes albopictus (Asian tiger mosquito), 1404 nucleotides. Its product is annotated as ubiquitin-like protein 7. The record is from RefSeq and is a predicted model, not a curated record. Gene Ontology annotation, molecular function: polyubiquitin modification-dependent protein binding. Gene Ontology annotation, biological process: ubiquitin-dependent protein catabolic process. Lineage: Eukaryota; Metazoa; Arthropoda; Insecta; Diptera; Culicidae. The coding region runs from base 155 to 1324 and encodes 389 amino acids. The transcript has 2 exons. Gene Ontology annotation, cellular component: cytosol.
UGUUUUGAUUUUGGUGUGUGAAUUAUCCACAAGUCAUUUUGUCCGAAGUUUAAUCUUAAAAUCGCAAUUUUUCUUUCAAACAACCUUUCUAAAACGAAAGAUAUUUCAAAAAGUACAAGUACGAAUCUCGCGUUGAACCAGUGUUCGCAACAAAAUGCCGUUUGUCUAUCUUGGUGUCUAUCUACCGUUCAGAUCGUAUCAGAAAAUUAAGGUGGACAAUUUUGACCUGGACAGCAAAACGGGUCAACUACGCGAACAGGCCAGCAAGGCAAUAAGCGAUUUCAGUAGUGACGAUUUCGAUUUGAUUUAUUGUGGUGAUCUGCUUCACGAUGACGAUGUUCUUAAAGACAAAGGAGUGGAAAAUGGUUCCAUGAUUCAUCUCAUUCAAAGAAAAUCGGAGUCUCCCGUUCCGCAAGAAGUUCACAGUUUUACCGAAGCGGAUGUGCAGGAAACAUUGGGAUUAUGGCGAACAGUGGAUUCAUCCAACUUUCAGAAAGUUCGUCACCCAGAAUUUAUGAAGAAUGCUCUCGAUGCAAACCCAGCGAUCCGCAAGGAUUUGUGGGCCUUGUCCAUUCUCAAGGAUCCUAUUCUUCUGUCGUCCAUGCAACAACCUGAAACUAUUCGUCGCGUAGCAGAAAAGCAUUACAUCUUGAUCGAAGCAUCGCGUUCGAUUGUUCAAUUGCUCAAUUCGAAGAUGAUUUCAAAAUCGACGACUUUUUCUCCAACUAUUGAAAGCGCCUUGGACGAUGCCCUGUCGGAUUCCUCAUCCAGUGACGAUAACACUUCGCCGACUACAUCAACUGGAACCCGUUCCGCUCGGCGGAUCACUGCAGACCAGCUGGCUUCCGCGCUGGCCAUUGCCGGGUCAUCGUCGUACAAUUCUCUUUCGAAUAUCUCCCAAAGGGAUGCUGACAAUCGCCAGGACGGCACCACCGAUCAAACAAAUCAACCGUCUACAUCCGGCAGUGCCCCGGCUUCGAACCGAAUCACAUCGUCCAUGUUCAUGAAUGCCCUGUCGGAUGUGAUCCAAUCACACAGACGUCAAUCCCAGAGCGCCAAUGCAAACGAGCCGGAACCGAUGGACACAUCGUCGCCUUCCACUGCUGGUGGUGGUUCGGCAGCUCCCGUGGACAACGACGUCGGUGCGCAGGCACAAUCGCAGCAUUCGACGCUGGAGGCCAGCCUCAGUCAGUAUCGUGCCGAACUGGACCAAAUGAGAGAAAUGGGACUGACCGACACGGAGACGAAUCUGCAGGCGUUGAUUGUGUGCAAUGGUAAUGUAGAAGCCGCUGUUAAUCUAGUAUUUAGCGGAAUGGCAAAUUAAACUUUUUUGAUUUUGAUUUCCAAUGUGCUAAUGGUGUAAUAAUAUGUCUUAAUUAUUUGAUUAAAAUAUUUAAUCACUAA